Megachile rotundata (alfalfa leafcutting bee) is the source of this 2410-nucleotide messenger RNA. Its product is annotated as torsin-1A. NCBI's taxonomy places the organism in Eukaryota, Metazoa, Arthropoda, Insecta, Hymenoptera, Megachilidae. Gene Ontology annotation, molecular function: ATP binding; ATP hydrolysis activity. The record is from RefSeq and is a predicted model, not a curated record. Gene Ontology annotation, biological process: cellular response to misfolded protein.
CAUUUAAAUCCAUUUGCAUAACACAUUAUAUACUAUUUUGAAGUUUGUUCAUAGCAUAUAUGUAUGUACUAUUUCAUAGAUAUAAAAUAUAGACUAAGUUUCCAUCGAGGGUUCAAAUCGGGUCAGAGUCGGGUUAGAGUCGGGUUGAGGUGAGCGCUUUUACGGUGGAAACACCAAAGGUUUAGUUGAACUCUACCCUACAAAAUUUUAGGGUAGCGUUCAAUUGGGUUCGGUGGAAACGACAAGAGUCGAGUUCGUGUUGCCAACAUAACAAAUCCAGAUUGCAUUGUGUAUCACGUGCUGUAUUAAUCGGUGUAGAAGAGGUUAUUAUUACUUUUUGUCGGUGAUCUUGUAAUCUGAGAAAUAAUUUUUGUAUGUUAUUUUGAUAUUGUAAAAUUAAUAUUGCUCUCCUUUACAUGUCAGAAUAUGGUAGUUGACUUUGUGCAGUUGGUAAUGUUCAACCCUGCCGCAACUCCAACCCGCGACUCAAACCCGACUCUAACCCGACUCUGACCCGAUUUGAACCUUCGAUGGAAACGUAGUCUUAGUCACAGUAGUUGGAUAGGUAUGCUUAAAAUUGGACCAAUAGAAAAUCUUGUUUCCUUUCAGCAUUUAAAAUCGCACAACCUGCCGGUGCAAAUAGGCAUGUUUUAGAAUGUGGUGUUUACAUGCACGAUAAUAUUGUUUUGUAUAAAUUCAUGUUAUAAUAUGAAUUAUUAUCAAUAAUAUAAUAUGAACUAUUUAAUAUUUUCCAAAUACUUAAACGUUAUUAAAAGAUGAAUCUUGUCAACUCUUUAUUAUUAUGUAUCUUAAUUAAUAUUUUGAUAGUUUGUGUAAAAUGUGAAUUUUCGUUCACGUCAAUAUUUUCAACUAUACAUAACAAGAUUUCUAAUAUCCCAGGAUAUGUGCAGUGUACAUUUACAGAAUGUUGCAACAGUGAAUAUAUUUCUCCUGAUCUUGAUACAUUAGAUGACAUUCUCAGUAAAGAACUGUUUGGGCAAGAAAUUGCUCAUCAUGUUGUUGUAAAUGCUUUACGUGGACAUUUAAUCACCUCUGAUCCUCCAAAAGCUUUGACCAUGAGUUUUCAUGGUCCACCAGGAACUGGUAAAACUUUCAUGACUCAAAUGAUUGCCAAGUUUCUUUAUAAAAAGGGCGAUCAUAGUAACUUUUAUCAUUUUUUUAAUGGUCGAAAUGAUUUUCCUUUAGAAAAGAAUUUAGAACAAUAUAAGGAAGAAUUACGCAACCUUAUCGUUAAUAGUUUAGAAAAAUGUGAAAGGUCAAUGUUUGUAUUUGACGAAGUGGAUAAAAUGCCAGAAGGCUUGUUAAAUGUUCUUGUACCAUUUUUGGAUUAUAACACAUUGAUCAAAUCAUGGAGAUUUGCAAGCAAUUCUAUAAAUACGAGGAAAGCAAUUUAUAUAUUUUUGUCUAAUACAGGCAGUUCACGAAUUACGCAACGUUUACUAAAUCUUUGGGGAGAAGGCAAAAACAGACAUACAACUAAACUUCAAGAUUUUGAGAAUCUGAUAAGUGUUGGAGCAUUUAAUGAAAAAGGUGGUUUUUAUCGUAGCGAUACAAUAGACUCUAAUGUUAUAGAUCACUAUGUGCCUUUUUUACCACUUGAAGAAAUACAUGUAAAAAAGUGUUUAAAGAAAGCUUUUAUAGAUAGAGGUGUAAAUCCUACUAAUGAUAUGUUAGAGGAAGGAUUGUCCUAUGUAAUUUUUGGGCCUCCUCCUCAUAAUCUGUACGCAACAGCUGGCUGUAAAAGAUUAGAACAGAAAGUAGCUGCUAUUAUAUAUGCCGAAAGAAAGAAACAACUUGAACUUUGAAUGUUAUUAUGGUAAAAGAAAGAAUUAAGUUAUAGAAACAGCGCGUCCUUUUUAUGUUAACAUUUCAAUAAGGUCUAAAUUUUAUUAGUUAUUCUUAUUGGCACAAUCAGAAAAUAUGUGUAACAGUUAAAAAAAUAGUAUAAUUAAUUUGUUACAAUAAUGCGUGUAGCGAUUGUUUAUAUAUUUAUGUAUGUAUACGCUUAUAUUUAAGAAGUAGCUAAAAUUUGUAUCGUUAACAAUACAGAAUUACAGUAUAUACAAUUGAGGCUUUGCAAUUGACUUCAAAAUACAGUCAUAAAGAAAGAAGUUGUCUAAAAGUAUAAACAUUUGGCAAUAUGUUUUUUUUCCAUAAUUUUAACAUACAAAAAUAGACAACUUUAAUCUUUAUGAUCUUUUCUAACUGUAUUAGUUCUGUCAUGUAGUACCGAAAAAUAAUUGUACUUCUGUCGUCUAUACAAGUACCUAAACGUAUACGUUUUUAUAUGUUCGGUCGAAUUACGCAAAUAUGUAUCUUCUAUUUUUAUAAUUGUAAUACAAUGCAACCUCAAGCAAAGAGAACAGUAAAAUAAACUGCAUUUCUAUGA